Betta splendens (Siamese fighting fish) is the source of this 1538-nucleotide messenger RNA. RefSeq lists its product as uncharacterized. The record is from RefSeq and is a predicted model, not a curated record. Gene Ontology annotation, molecular function: RNA polymerase II transcription regulatory region sequence-specific DNA binding; DNA-binding transcription factor activity, RNA polymerase II-specific. Bases 100 to 1239 code for a protein of 379 amino acids. NCBI's taxonomy places the organism in Eukaryota, Metazoa, Chordata, Actinopteri, Anabantiformes, Osphronemidae. Gene Ontology annotation, biological process: regulation of transcription by RNA polymerase II. The transcript is spliced from 4 exons.
UCCCCUCAUCCCACCUAAUCCCGGCUAAUACCUUUCUUUCUAUUGGCUAAUGGCUGAGGGGAGCCUGGGUAAAUGCUUCUUAAAUAGUCGUGGGUGAGAAUGGGCUGGGAGAUUUAUCCAUGGGACGACAAAGGGCGCUGGUCUUCCAGGAUAACGAGCCCCAGAGCUGGACGCGGAAAUACUGGACUAAACCGGAGCGUCUGGACGUGUCCUGUGCGUAAAAGCGCACCUGGAUCGCUCGCUCCUGCUCGGGAUUUGGCGCACAGAUUCAGCAUGAACUCCUUGAACUUCUGCGCGGCGGCCAGCGGAGCUGCGUUUCCCCACCACGGCGUGGGUUCGGUGCUGUUCGACCUGCGCCACCAGAUGGCGGAGCAGUACCACGUUUACUCCGCCGCCGGACCCACUGUGCACAGCCUCUCUGUGGCGGAAAGACUGGCGGAGCUGAUCCUGGAGGCCCGCUACGGGAACCAGCAGAAGCAGCGCCGCAGCCGCACGGCGUUCACGGUGGCCCAGCUGCAGGCUCUGGAGGAGGCCUUCCAGCAGACCCAGUACCCAGACGUUGGCAUGAGAGAGAGGCUGGCCGUGUGCAUCAACCUGCCCGAGGCUCGCAUUCAGGUGUGGUUCAAGAACAGGAGGGCAAAGUUUCGCAAAGGUCAAAGGUGCUCCCCGAUCUCCAGAGACCACAGCGGUGAGGAGGCCCCGCGCCGCAGCGCUGUGGGACGGGAGGAAGUCGGGUCGGCAGUCCAACAGGACGCCAUCAAAUCCCACGCUGACAGAAACAUCCCUCCUGUUCCUGCCGCGGACAAAAGUGGGGAUGUUUGUCCCCCGCUCACCCCUGGAGACUCGGAUGGGUCGCGGUGCCCCCUUCGUUUGCACUCCCCUCCGCUUUUCUCCUUUGCGGCAGGGGAGCUCUACGGCCACCCGCCCCACCGGCCGGUCAGAGGGCCGCUGUCCACAGAGCUCGCCCUGCCCCCCGUUUUCUGGCCCGUCCUACGUCAGCACAGUUCCAGCCCGGGGGCGCUCGCUAAAAACUGUAGCCUCUCCCCUCAGACUGCUUGUUCCAUUAAAUCCAUGCCUCACCCUCACUGUAACCGAUGUGGACUGAACCUAGAACCCACCUCUCCACUUGAAGUGGGCCCGGCUGGAGGGCCUGUGUGGGGAGAAAGGGGCCAAGAAGGGAGAGAAGCAUCCACUGCCCUGCGACUGUCUACCUGCUGUGCACAGAAUGCUAUCGGAUGAGUUACACUGGAGGCCUGUCUGGCUGGGGAUGUAAAACUGCACUGUCAAAUACUUCCAGAGAGGUUUAUAGUAGACAAAGUCGAACUUGGGUUUGAUUUGAUUAACAUCUAGCGGUUUGGUUUUAGUUUUUGAUAGAAUGACUCGCCCAAAAGUGGUAAUUGUUUGCUCCAUCACAUUUUCAGACAACAAUCAUGUUUAUCAUUACUGUUGUAUCCCUAAAUCAGCUGGCUAAUAUGAAAAGCUCUUUAAUGUAUUAACGCAGUGCAACACAGCACAAAAUAAAACUAGAUGUACUUGAA